UCAUCCUUACAUGGCUAUUGAGCGAAAGUAUAUAAAAAUACUAAAUUGGUGUUUUGAUUUUUGACAAUUAAUUUUUGACAACUAUUCAAGAAACGUUCAACGACAUGCAAAAUUAUAAUAUUUGACAAAAAUAAAAAUACCAAAAACAAAAACCUUAAAAGAUGAUAGCUAACUUGUCUCCUCAGCCCUAACUCCUUUGAACCUCUAUGACCCAAAAUUUCCAAAAUUAUUAACUCUCGUUUUUCGUCUCAUUCUUUCUUAGGUCUGUAUCCAUCCCGUUCUGUGCAUCAACGUCCUUCUAUGUGUAUAAGUGUGUGGCGCUUAAUGUAAUGAGCUAUGAACAUCGCUGGCGAAUUGAUCAGAGCAAUCCCUACUCCAUUUCCACCUCUCAAGAUCAAAUCUUUCAGGGAUUCAUUUACGGACGUACCCACAUACGAGUCGCAUGCCUCCACCGUGCGUGCCACGCCGGAAAUUACAUUCUCAGGACCAAGACUCCACAGGUUUAUCGCCGUAUUGUUGCCUCUACUGAUGGUUUAUUACUUCUUGAAGCUUAUAUAUCUGGACAAACAAAGCUUUGUGUUCAUAAUCCUAUUACCGGCCUUCAAAAGUUGUUACCUACAACUUUAAAUCACAGGGAGAUUCUGUGGGGCAAUUUUGUCAUGGUACAUGAUUCUUCAAAUGAAAUAUAUAAAGUGGUUCUUUUUAUUGGUGAUCCAUGCAUUAUCCAUGAAAAGAUCCACAUCAUUACUGUCGACAAUGAUGGUGAUCGGGCAGCCUCGAAUGGAUGGAAUUGAUCAGUCCAUCC
Molecule: messenger RNA, 805 nt
Organism: Cornus florida
Lineage: Eukaryota; Viridiplantae; Streptophyta; Magnoliopsida; Cornales; Cornaceae
Exons: 2
Coding region: 330-794 (154 amino acids)
Source: RefSeq, a predicted model, not a curated record